ACAAAAGGAUUAAAAUAUUGUCUUAAAGUUAAAUACAAUUUGUUUUUUUAAACAGAUAUUGGUCUUUUCAGUGGGAUAUGGUGGUGGCCCGUUGAUUAUGCCUUGCACUGAUUGAAUGGCAUUGACUUAUAGUCUCCAUAAAUCCUCAUGUCGAUCAAUUUUCAUCUCCCUAACAAAUGAUAUGGAUGUGAAUCUACAAGAGUUCGCAAUUAUUGGGCUCUUUUCCUUAAUCCUUUUCUACUUUCUAUUACUUAGAACGACAAAGAUUGCUCGAGCUAGCAAUGCUAGGGAAGCUCCUGAACCAACUGGUGCUUGGCCAAUAAUCGGCCACCUCCACCAACUUGCUGCUGCUAAUCAGCUCCUUCACGAGACGCUUGGAAUGAUGGCUGAUAAGUAUGGGCCUGCCUUAUGUAUCCAACAAGGAAGUCGCCGCGCUUUUGUGGUGUCUAGUUGGAAAGUGGCAAAGGAAUGCUUCACCACUAAUGACAAAGCCUUUGCUUCCCGUCCCAUCACAGCAGCAACAAAGCACAUGUGCUAUAACAAUGCAGUGUUUGGGUUCGCACCCUACAGUCACCACUGGCGUGAUAUGCGAAAGAUAGUCGUGCUUGAACUUCUCUCAAAUCGUAGACUUGAGGUGAUCAAGAACAUCCAGGAAUCCGAAAUUGAUGCAGGAAUAAAAAAGAUUUUCUAUCUUUGGGCUGAAAACAAGAAAAUAAGCCUUCCUGUGCUUGUUGAACUUAAACAAUGGUCAGAGGAUAUUACAUCCAGUGUAAUUGUUAGAGCAGUAGCCGGAAAAUGUUAUACUGAUGCAUCUAAUGAUGUCGAGGCAAGACAGUUCCAGAAGGCAAUUGCUGAAUUCUUUCGCUUGAUUAGCAUUUUUGUUGUAUCAGAUGCAUUUCCAUUUCUAUGGUGGUUGGAUUUGCAGGGAUAUCAGAGGGCAAUGAAGAAGGCAGCAAAGGAAUUGGAUACUAUACUUGGAGGAUGGCUUAAUGAACAUCGCCAAAGAAAACGUUCAGGACUCGUCAGGCCUGAAGAUGAGCAAGACUUCAUUGAUAGAAUGUUGUUAGCCGAGGAGGCAGGGCAUUUAUCAGGUUUUCCAUAUGACGCAGAUACUAGCAUAAAGUCUACCUGUUUGGCUGUUGUAACAGGUGCAAGUGAUGCCACAGCAACAACGUUGACAUGGGCAAUAUCAUUACUCCUGAACAAUCGCAUUGCAUUAGAGAAGGCGCAAAAAGAGCUAGACCUUCAUGUGGGAAGAAAACGUCCAGUAAAAGAAUCCGAUAUUAAAAAUCUUAUCUAUCUUCAAGCUAUAAUCAAAGAAACCCUCCGGCUAUCUCCCGUAGCUCCACUCUCAGGACCAAGGGAGGCCAUGGAAGAUUGUGAAGUAGCAGGUUAUCAUAUCAGAGCAGGAACUCGUCUGAUAGUAAAUGUAUGGAAGAUUCAAAGGGAUCCAAAGGUUUGGGCAAACCCAUUAGAUUUUGAACCAGAGAGAUUUCUCACGACCCAUGUGGAUAUUGAUGUCAGGGGCCAAGAUUUUAAGCUGAUUCCAUUUGGUUGUGGUAGAAGAGUAUGCCCAGGUUCAUCAUUUGCACUUCAAGCUCUUCACUUAACACUUGCGAGACUUCUUCAUGCGUUUGAUUUGGCAACUUUUAAGGAUCAGGGCGUUGACAUGACUGGCAUGUCAGGAAUGAAUACGGCAAGAGCAACUCCCUUAGAGGUUGUGCUUUCCCCUCGUCUCCCCGAAAACCUCUAUUGUUAAAAGGAUUAAAGCGCUUUUUAUUUACCCUACUUUAAUAAUAACGCCAGCAAAAGGGUUCUCUUUGGCUUACAAUUUAACUUUGAAGGCUUCUGCUUCACUGAUUUUUGUCCUGGAGAAGUAUUUUUUUCUAUUUUCUCGCGCGUUCGUGUGUUUAUUUGUCCUUUGGUUAUUAAAGAAUGUGAAGUGGGUUUUCACUUGUUCAAGAAGGGCCCAGAAUAAAGCCUUGAUUUCACUUCCCACCUCCUUAGUAUAAUCGAAAGAUAGAGAGGAAAGCAAAUCAAAGAAGUGAUUCCAAAUCAUCCCAAUAGAAAAAAUGAUAAGAGGGCAACGCUAAUGUCGUCAAUUUUAUUGAACUAACAACCGAUAAGAGCUUUCUCUCUAUGACUUGGUUUCGGGUACAAGUAAUUUUCUAUUGUUCGUUCAUAUCAGAGAUUAAACCCUAGUUGUGCUUUUAUCAGAUUAAACCCUAUUGGAUUGCUGCAAAAGAAUGGACAUUUUAAUGUAAACUGAAGUACCUGUUAGUUCUCUUUUA
Ricinus communis (castor bean) is the source of this 2291-nucleotide messenger RNA. RefSeq names its product xanthotoxin 5-hydroxylase CYP82C4-like. Gene Ontology annotation, molecular function: heme binding; oxidoreductase activity, acting on paired donors, with incorporation or reduction of molecular oxygen; iron ion binding. The record is from RefSeq and is a predicted model, not a curated record. NCBI's taxonomy places the organism in Eukaryota, Viridiplantae, Streptophyta, Magnoliopsida, Malpighiales, Euphorbiaceae. The coding region runs from base 116 to 1759 and encodes 547 amino acids. Gene Ontology annotation, biological process: defense response to other organism. The transcript is spliced from 2 exons.